This is a messenger RNA of Drosophila yakuba, 802 nucleotides long. Its product is annotated as leucine-rich repeat extensin-like protein 3. NCBI's taxonomy places the organism in Eukaryota, Metazoa, Arthropoda, Insecta, Diptera, Drosophilidae. The record is from RefSeq and is a predicted model, not a curated record. The coding region runs from base 1 to 618 and encodes 205 amino acids. The transcript is spliced from 2 exons.
AUGUUAAAUAAUUUAAAAGCAAGUGAAUUGAAAAUAUCUUUGAUAUGUGUUUUGAUUUGUCUUGGUGCUCCAGCCCUUGGAAGUUUCCAUCAUGAACCAUCGGCGGUGGCCGUUCCCGUGGGAGUUCCGGUUCCAGUGCCUGUUCCGGUGCCUUCUCCAUAUCCGGUGCCUUCUCCAGUCGCGGUACCUGCUCCAGUAGCUGUACCCGUUUCCGAUACUGUGACGGUGCCGGCAGCCUUUAGUGCGCAUCAAGGACUUACCUAUGGAGCUGUAGAUCAUUAUGGUCCACCACCUCCGGCGAUCUUUAAAUAUGCAGGUUCCUAUGCGGCACCACAGCCAGUAAUUAAGUACUCCCUGGGAGCUCCAGUGACCACUACCACCACCACCUACACCGGAUUUGCAGCAGCGCCACCACCGUCGGUUCAUUAUGCCGCAGCAGCACCACCGCCACCACAGUUUAUAGCCCGAUUUGCACCUCCACCCAUUGGAUACCAGUUUGCAGCUGCUGCCCCCUCCUACGGCAGGUACAAACUCCACUUUGGGUCACCACUUCAUCAUUCUCCGGCUGCCGUCUAUGGAGCUCCCCCUCCUCCGGCGUUUGGCACUCAGGGCUGGUAACUCGAGAAGCCCCAGAUGGGCUCCGGCUCAUUAUGCAUAACUAUGAAUGAUAAUUUCCUCAAAUUAGCAAUUAAUUGAAUCUAAAUAAUGUUGUUAUGUUUUGUAUUAUACGCGACUCGUGAAAUUAUACGAAGAACGCGAAGCGUAGCGAUUAAAUUAUGCUUAUGUCAAUACCUAUAAAUAA